AUUUCGAGCCGUGAAAUAACUCUAGGACAAUGAAAUUUCAUAUAUCACCGAGAGCAUAUGCCAAGGUCCUCUUACAUACCUCGAAAUACCCACACAAGGCCGUGAAUGGAGUCCUGUUAGGAGACGAAACCCUUCAAGAUGGUGAAGUGUAUGUUUUAGAUGCCGUUCCUUUGUUUCAUAUUUGCCUUGGUUUGGCUCCGAUGUUAGAAGUUGCCUUAGCAAGGGUAAGAUAAACGUCCAUUUAAGGAUUCUUGUUAAUGUUUGGCGAGGUCCUCUGAUGCAGAAGUUAACUUUUAGGCAGUUCAACAGACUGAUACUUUUAAAAGCUUUAAAUUAAAGCUUAAGUAAAAGCUAGCUCCGUAAUUUAAUCUGAAAUCGACCUUGGACUGGUAAAAUAAGGAGACUCUCUUUAUAGUUCUAGAGAAGAGACAGAGCAGAGAGGUCAGGUUCACUUUGAAAUCACUCUUUUCCUCGAUUUUACCGGAUCCCGGGACACAACCCUGUCUGCUUUUCUUUCCACCAUAUGUACUAAGCACAUUUUUAUUUUCUGCUUGUGCUCACCCAGUGGAUUUUAGUAGAGGGUCUAGAUGAACGUAUUAACACCUAGCUCUUACGUGUUUGGCUCUGGUACGCUUAUUUCAGGCACUUGAAUGAUAACAUUUUUGGGAAUGAUUAUGCUGCUGUUUUAACACUUAACACCGUAAAAUGGGUAAAUGACUGUAAUUUUCAGGUUGUACAGCAGACCCACUCCUGCUCCCCAUACAACAACCUUAUAUAUAUGACCAGAUUGUCCAAACUUUUGACUAUGUAAAAUUGGGAUAUGUUUAUAACCAAGGUAUCAGGUGACUGCCGAAGGGGAGAGCACACUAUUGAUAGAUCUGGGGGCGUGCUCCCCCAGAAAAAUUUGAAAUCUUGAUCCUCUGAAAUAACAUUUCUAGUGUUUUGAGAGGAAAAUUUUUGACUAAAAUGUUCACUAAAUUGAUUGUCAUUUUUAUACUUGUUUUAUUAUUUGCAUUUGAAAAAAUAUCUUGCGCUCAAGUCCACUGCUCUAAUUCAUGGUAAACCAUUUGUUUCUUUUCUUAGGUUGAUAUCUACUGUAAAGAAAGUGGCUUACAGAUUGUUGGUUACUACCAAGCUAAUGAGCACAUUAAUGACAAUAGGUAUGGUAAAAGUAUUUUGUAUCUUUGCAUUACAGUGAAAUCGAGAUCUUUCAAACCUCUGAUACUGACUUUUUUCUCAACAUUUUGUUCAUUUUGAUGAUUAUAUUCUCAUUGUAUUCUUGAAAAAGAAAUGUUCAUCAUUGAUUUACGCUCGAGUGUUCAUUACUUCUACAGUCCCAAUGUAAUCUGUUACAAAAUUGCUGAGAAAAUAUGUGACCAGUUUAACAAUGCAUUCAUUCUAAUGGUAAGUCAGAUUUUUUUCAAUAUUUUCCAUAGUGUAAUGCUUUUAGGUUGCAAUAGUAGUUAUUAUACAUGUAAAAUAUAUCAUAGUUGUUGUUUGUUUGAAUGUUUGAUUAUGAUUGAUUUCGUAACCAAAGUAUAAACAAAAUAGUUAACUUUUUUAUGUCUUAUAAGAGAAGUUCUAGAAAGAAUUUGUUAUCUAUUUUAACAGGUUGAUAAUACUAAGCUGUCAGUACCAUGUGAAGAAAUAGCUUGUAAGGUAUUGAUAGUAUUGUUAGUUAAAGAAUCAUUGCUAUUUAAUUUGACUUGGGCACUCCCCCAUAUUGAUUUGUUGAUUAUUUCUUGUGUAUUGUACCCUAGCCUGCAAAUGCAAACGUAUCUCUGGUUGUCAUCUCUCUCCUACUUUUGGAUGGAGUGAAGUUAUGACCAUAAAUUGGUCUGAAUUCGCAGGCUAAUAAUUUGAACCCACACAUAAUGAACAACCUCUCUUACUAACUAACUCACAACAUUUUUUGUUGAUUACACUUUUACAACCAGCUUAAAACCCAGUUUAAGCAAUUGAAAGUAAGUAGAGUCUACUUACAUGUACAUGAUAGCAAACAUUUAAUUGUGAUGAUUUUUGUGACAUAUUAUUUUUGACAGUUACUUACGGUUUUGUUAGUGAUCAUGCUUAUUGCCAGAAGAGAGGAAUAAGCUCUACCUUUCAAUAGUUUCUUCUGUCUUUCAACCAAAAAUGGUUGAAUUAUUGUUCAACCAGUAAUUGAAAACCUAGAAAAAUGCUUGGUGUUGCACUGUUUGAUUCCAAUAAGCAACUGUUUUAAAUUUAAUUCUUCAUAAAUGGACUCAACUACAGCUGUAGCAUGCAGCUAUCAGAUAGAUAACAGUUACUGUAAAAUUAUUUUACAUGGUUUUGUCUUUCAUCUUUAGUGCUAUGUAGUCCAAGAUAAUAAGUGGAAACAGAGUGAUAAAGAUUUGUAAGUACCAGUUAAGAUGAAAACUACUUGUGUAAAUUAGAAAACAGGCUUCAGUUCAGUUCAUUGCACUAACUUCUUAACUAGAUUUUAAGCCUUUGUUCUUCACUUUGUUUUUUUUUUUAACAGAUUACUUGAUGGUGGAGAAGACACCCUUAGUCUUACAACAGAUCUUCUUGAUGGAAAAGCAUACCAGAGUCUCAUAGACUUUGACAACCAUCUUGAUGACAUAACACAAGAUUGGCUGAACAAAGACAUCAACAGACUAGUUGACCUAUCUCUUGCAACCUGAAUUUUAACUUGUCUGAAACAACGACUUAGCUUUUUUUUAGGUAUUUAAUAAUAUAUAUACUGUAAUCCUGAUAUGUAGGAACCAUAAUCUUUUGCAUACAUUUGUCUGAAAAUAAAUUGUCACUGAAUUGUCGCUCACUCACUUGUACCAAAUCUAUAAAGUUUUAAUCUUGGCUUU
This is a messenger RNA of Porites lobata, 2840 nucleotides long. The record is from the annotation of a GenBank genome assembly. Lineage: Eukaryota; Metazoa; Cnidaria; Anthozoa; Scleractinia; Poritidae.